GGCAGCGCUGGCACUGGCGGUGAUCGUUGAGCUCCCCGGAGACUCCAUGGAGAGGGAAUGAGAUGAAAUAGGACUUCAGACCGGAUCAUGGCGGCGCCUCUCGGGCGGGACACCUUACCUGAACACUGGUCUUACGGUGUCUGCGGGGACGGCAGGGUCUUCUUCAUCAACGAUGAGACGCGGACCACCACCUGGCUGCAUCCCCGCUCCGGUGAACCGGUAAACUCGGGACACAUGAUCCGCUCAGACCUACCUGGGGGAUGGGAGGAAGGUUUUACGGACGAAGGGGCCAGUUACUUCAUAAAUCAUAACCAGAGGACCACGGCGUUUCGCCAUCCUGUGACGGGACAGAUUUCUCCAGAGAACGUGGAUUUUAUCCUGCAAGAACAGCCGCAGGGUGCUCGCAUGAUGUCCAAACCGGCGGGCGAGCAGCUCUCCAGCACCACCAUCAGCGAGGCCUCCACUGCCAUCACCUCCUCCACUGUGGACACCACCUCCGCCUCCAAGGGCUCCCGCUCCAGUGGCAAGGUGCACAGCUUUGGGAAGAGAGAACAGGCCAUCAAGAGGAAUCCUAAUGUUCCUGUGGUGGUCCGAGGAUGGCUGUACAAACAGGACAGCUCUGGGAUGCGUCUUUGGAAGAGGAAGUGGUUCGUCCUGGCCGAUUUCUGUCUGUUCUACUACAAAGACAGCAGAGAGGAAUCGGUCUUAGGCAGUAUUCCUCUGCCCAGCUAUGUCAUUUCACCCGUGGGACUCGAGGACCACAUCAGUCGCAAGUAUGCCUUUAAGGCUAGCCACACUGGUAUGCGCUCGUACAUUUACAAGCAGAGCUCUGUGAUUGGCUCGCAGGCGGAGCACACUGGGAUGCGGACGUAUUACUUCAGCGCCGACACCCAGGAGGACAUGAACACCUGGCUGAGGGCCAUGAACCAGGCCGCGCUGAUGCAGAACCACGCAGACGCUCUCAUCAGACCAUCUGACAAGUUGGAGAAGUUGAGCAUGUUGCAGCAGCAGGCCGUCCCGCAGACGAACAACGUGAACCAUCACAGGACCAAGACUUCAGACUCCGACGCCACCAGACCAAUCAUCCACGAGGUUCUCCUGGAGCCCAUACGCCGCGAGGCAGAGGAGCGCUGCAGCUUCCACAAAGACUCUCCUGCCAUCACCAUGUUGGAGCACCCCAUAGGAGGCGGCGGCCUGGAGAUGGACACGCACACCUCCCUCCCUUCCAACCCCACGCCCUCCGCCCUCCCACAGUCGGAGCACGUUUCGGCCUCGGCGCCUGUGUCCAGGGUGCCAUCCAGAGCGCCGUCGCGAGCCGCCUCAACGCUUCCCUCCAGCGUCUGCACACGGAACGGCCUCGUUUCCACGCCCAGCCCCAUUCUGGAGCCCAACGGGAUUGCAGCAGGGACGUACCAGAGGGCCCCUGCUGACACACACAAGCAGGUGCAGAGGAGAAGCGCCCUGGAUCAGGUGGAGCAGUGGGUCCAAGUGCAGAAGGCUGAGUACAAAGGCCCGCCAUCCAGAGAGAACACCCUCCCACGUCGCACGCCACCAACCCAGCACAAGUUCACCUCCGUGGACGCAUACCAAACCCUGCCAAAGACUCCUCGGCAGAGUCCCCCUCCUGGCCGAAUCGGUGAGUACAAGUACGCCCAGGACCGCCUGAGCCACUUCCGCCUCACCCCAGAGCAGGGCGGCCCCGGCUCCAACACCGUGUGGCAGCUGUACGAGUGGCAGCAGCGUCACCAGUUCCGUCACGGCAGUCCCACGGCGCCGCUCUACACCCCGGCCCCGGAGUACCCCUUCGGCCCCCGCCCACCAUCCACUGUGCCUCCUUCCUCCUCAGCCCCCAGGUCAGAGGGGCCUCCUCGCUGCGUGUCGGUGCCACCGUCAUCUGCAGACAUCCCUCCGCCGGGGCCCCCACCGGGCAGCAGUCGAACUCUGUCACCCACGCGGAGGCCACACACGCCAGCUGAACGGGUGACAGUCAGGCCGGUGGGUGACCGGUCAGUGGUGGACAUCCCGUUUACCGUGUCCCCCCGCAGGACCAAAUCCCAGCUGUUCAAGGCUGCCACUAUCGAGAGACGGUCGAUGCCUCCCUCUGGCUACAUCACACACACAGUCAGUGCGCCCAGCCUUCAUGGCAAAACGGCUGACGACACCUACAUGCAGCUGAAGAAGGACUUGGAGUAUCUGGACCUGAAGGUAGCUGGAAGUCAGACACUGAAGGAGUCAGGGAAACCUGUCAAGGUCGCAGAAAGUGACGUGGAUGUGAAGCUGAGUCGGUUAUGUGAGCAGGACAAGAUCCUGAAGGAUCUGGAGGCGAGGAUCAGCUCCCUGAAGGAGGACAAGGACAAACUGGAGAGCGUCCUGGACGUGUCCCACCAGCAGAUGGAGCAGUUCCAGGAGCAGCCAGCCCACGCUCACAAGAUCGCCUAUCAGCAGAGGCUGCUGCAGGAGGAUCUGGUCGCCAUCAGAGCCCAAAUAUCACGCCUCUCCACGGAGAUGGCACAAGCCUGGGAGGAGUACAGCAAGCUGGAGAGAUCAGUAGAGCAGCUGAGGAUGGCGCUGCACACACACAUGAGCCACAGCUCCACCCCUCUGCAAGAGAAAUCUGAGAUGAAGCGUGAGCUGUGGAGGAUCGAAGAUGUGAUGGCGGGACUGAGCUCCAGCAAAGCCAACUACAAGAUCACCAUUGACUCUGUGCAGAACCCAGAGAGGAAAUUAGUGCCUUCGGUGUCGGACCCGGCAGUGCCUUCUCAUAGCACAGAGGUCCAGCCUCCUCCUCGCAGCUCCAUCCCCACCAUCCUCUCCCAUACUUUGCCUCACAGCAGCGUGCCAAAGUGGGCAGAGGACAGCGCCCCACCCCGCCCACCACUGCCCCGCCUCUACGACUACGAAGAGACGCCCCCUGUGGUGCCUCCUCUCCCCAAAGAGGCCUCGGUCAUUCGCCAUACGUCCGUGCGUGGACUGAAACGCCAAUCAGACGAGAGGAAGAGGGACAGGGAGAGUGGGCAGUAUGUCGUCAAUGGAGACUGUAAGGCCGACUUGCGAUCGUACCUGAGUGAACCAGAGCUGCCAGGAAUGAGUCACCACAACACCGGGUCUGAGGUUGACUACCAGUAUUUCCCAGGCAAAGGCACCUCGUCUCAUCUGAACCAGUCCACCUCCAUCUCUUCCUACGUCACCCUAAGGAGAGGCCCCGGGAGCUCCGCAUCCAGGGAGAGACCUAAGAGUGCCUUGGAGCGUCUGUCAUCGCCUACAGAGGCCCUGCAGCUCCCCAGCAGCCAGGCUCGGGGCCGAAUGACCGCGGAGGAGCAGCUGGAGCGAAUGAAGCGACAUCAGAAGGCGCUGGUCCGCGAGCGCAAGAGGAACCUCAGCCAGGGGGAGCGCUCCUGCACGGGCCUCUCCACCUCCACCGUCACCAGCCAGCGCUCCUCCUCCUCCUCCAGGCUGCCCUCCAGCACCUCCGAUCCUCCGGCCUCCGUGUUUGAUUGGCAGGAGGAGCGACUGGGGGCGGAGGGUCAGAGCGAUGAAGGACGGAGCCAGGUGAAAGAGAGAGGCAGGAUUCAUUCUGAUGAGUGGGUGAAGGUGACGGCGACGGCCGCACACAUACGAGAGGUCGACGUCGAGCCUCUCGACUACGACCUGGAUAUCAGCCGAGAGCUGUCCAAACCACGAAAAGUUCCCAUCCCAGAGAGGUACGUAGAGUCGGACCCUGACGAGCCUGCGAGUCCGGAGGAGCUGAAGGAACGCUCCCGCCGGGCCGAGCGCAUCAAGAACCUCCUGGCCAAAUCCAGUGUUCAGAACAUACAACCAUCCGCCCCAUUAGACUUCAGUGAGCUGGACUCAGCUCUGCAGCAGCAGGAGAGGAUCAUGAACGUGUCCCAAACACUCGCUGCUGAGGCGUCACGCAAGAGCAAACUGGUGGCAGCCAAAGCUGCUGCAGAGCACUGACCCACAGCAACGACCAACAACAUAAAAGAAGAGAGUCGUUGUGAUGAGGAAGAGACGGAUCUAAUCAUUUCUCACUCUCCAACUAAUUGUUUUACUUGUAACAAAGCCUUUCCUAUGACUGAGAACUACAUACAUGUUUCUAAAAGAGUGAUUUGUUUGUAAUUUUCAAAUAAAAUCAAGUUUCACUGCUUCUUCACAAUUACAUCAUAAUUUUAUAACACAAGUAAAAUGCUUUGUUUUUCAAAAUCUACAAUUACAUGUUUUGCAGUUUGUAUUUUUAUGAGUGAAUAAAAUGAGUGAAAUGAAAGCCAAGGCCAACAUUCUUAAAUUACAGUAGUAAUGUUUUGACAUGAAUCUUUCAUUACAUUGUUUGGCCUGACAUGCCUGUUCAAUUUAUUCUGUCUAUUUUCUCAAUGAUCAUGGUCCUGUCAAUCAACUCAAACACAUUAGAAUAUAAUAUCAAUAAUAGUUUAACACAUGAAACAAGUCAAGUCAUUACACACAAUAAAUAUUAAAGAUAUUAAGAUUAUUUGUCUGUUUCCUUGAAAAGUUCAGACCACCUUUAUUUCAAAAAUGGAAAACAUUCGUUUCUCAGUUAUACACUCAUACAAAACAGUUUUCAUGAGGUGAAUAAACUUGAACAUAAACUUGUACUUGCA
Molecule: messenger RNA, 4616 nt
Organism: Seriola dumerili (greater amberjack)
Lineage: Eukaryota; Metazoa; Chordata; Actinopteri; Carangiformes; Carangidae
Gene: plekha7a
Product: pleckstrin homology domain containing A7
Exons: 27
Coding region: 88-3957 (1289 amino acids)
Molecular function (GO): protein binding
Source: RefSeq, a predicted model, not a curated record